UGUAGUGUUUUCUUCCUCUCAGAAUCUCAGCCGUCUCAGCUGAUAGCUCGUCAUCGCGCGAACAUUUAACAACCCAAUCUGCAAUCUCUAUUUUAUUUUUAGACCAACUCAGUUUCUAUUCAUCUUAGAUGAUUAAAUCCCCUGUCAUUAUCAGUGAAAAUCAUUAAAAAAAUUGACAGUCUGUUUACUAUAUAUUGAUAAAAGCAUUGAUAACAACAAUGUCUAUUUUGCAUAAGAGUGAAGCUGGAUAUUUUAUAUGCCAUCGUAAUCUGUCUGAGGAAAUGUGUGGACGACCGUACAACAGAAAUUUGUUCGAUAUACGUACUCCUUUUUUGAAAGACCGAGAAGCUGCAUCUGUAGCACAAGAAAUGGAAAGUGGUGUUGCAAAGAAGAGGAAGCGUAAGAAAAACCACGAAGUUAAACUAUUACCCCUUGAAGAAUCAUCAGUUUUAGAAUUCUUGUCUGAGCUGUCAAGUUUUUUCAAACCUCCACCUUCACCACUAGAUUUCACUGUCAACAACAAACCUGCUCGUAACAUGGUCACCAAGUUUCUUUCAUCAGUUCCAGGGUUAAAAAUACAAGACACCAAUCUUCAAAUGAGUUGUGUCAACUCAUCAGAACAGAUAAUAGAGAAGGACAUUGAUGGAGAUACUUUCAUUCUCCCACCUCAUAGCCAGUUUUACAAGAAUGACGUUGGCUACCUGGAAAUACUAGUGAAAAGUGGACGUACGUUUUCUCUCAUCGUUAUGGACCCAUCUUGGACAAACCGCUUUGUUAAGCGAAAGAGACAUGCUGGUGGUCCAAAUAGUUAUCAAUCGAUGGAUAACGACAUUUUAGCAACUUUACCCAUUUCAAAGUUGUGCACCCAAGGAACUUUGGUUGUGGUAUGGUGCACCAAUUCUAAGACUCAUCUAGACUACCUUUCAAAUACUCUACUACCUCUCUGGAAUCUAACCUACGUUGCUACCUGGUUCUGGAUCAAAAUUACUAAAUCUGGAAAAUUUGUGUGCCCGUGGAACGGAGCAAGUGGCAAACAUCCGUUUGAACGAAUCAUAUUAGCGCGUAAAAUAAUUCCAACCAAAGGAACAUUGGAAAUCGAACCAGUUCCAGAUAAGAAGUUGGUUGUGUCUGUUCCUUGCGCAAUACAUUCGUUCAAACCACCGCUUCAAAAGCUCCUUCGACCAUUUCUCACGUCUGACAAUCAGACAUUGGAAUUGUUUGCGCGCUCUCUCAUGCCCUACACAGUUAGCUUGGGGAAUCAAGUACCACUUUUGCAGCAUACAAGUUUAUUCGAAGAGAAAAAUGAGCAGUCAUUGUGAUUUUUUCUUUUCCCGUUUGCUCUAAUUCGUUUCUAAGCUUGACUUUCUCGAUUUAGUAUAAAAUAGAAAGUGUGUCUAAGUGA
Messenger RNA from Daphnia pulicaria, 1402 nucleotides. RefSeq names its product N(6)-adenine-specific methyltransferase METTL4-like (gene Mettl4). Gene Ontology annotation, molecular function: methyltransferase activity. Gene Ontology annotation, cellular component: nucleus; RNA N6-methyladenosine methyltransferase complex. The transcript has 2 exons. The record is from RefSeq and is a predicted model, not a curated record. The coding region runs from base 219 to 1319 and encodes 366 amino acids. Lineage: Eukaryota; Metazoa; Arthropoda; Branchiopoda; Diplostraca; Daphniidae.